Mya arenaria is the source of this 1886-nucleotide messenger RNA. Its product is annotated as BTB/POZ domain-containing protein 6-B-like. The coding region runs from base 1 to 1314 and encodes 437 amino acids. The transcript is spliced from 2 exons. NCBI's taxonomy places the organism in Eukaryota, Metazoa, Mollusca, Bivalvia, Myida, Myidae. Gene Ontology annotation, biological process: neurogenesis. Gene Ontology annotation, cellular component: cytosol. Gene Ontology annotation, molecular function: protein binding. The record is from RefSeq and is a predicted model, not a curated record.
AUGGCCAACAGUGACAGGAACAACAUCUCUACAGUUUGCUGGCAAUACUCAGAUGAGUUUUCAGAGACAAACCUGCACUUACUUGAAAACGAAAUUCUCAGUGACAUAUCAUUCGCUGCUGGAGAGGAAAGAACGAUUGUCCAUGCCCACAAAAUGAUCCUAGCCAGCAGGAGCCCUGUUUUCUUUGCCAUGUUCUGUGGGCUACUUAAAGAAACUUCAACUGUAGUGGACAUACCUGAUAUCAAAUAUGAUGACUUUAGACUAUUUUUGAAGUAUUUAUAUACACGAUCGUGUGACACGAAUGCAAACACAGUGACGUCUUUGCUGUACUGUGCGAAAAAAUAUGAUGUCCCGUCACUGCAAAAGAUCUGCCGGGAUUUCCUCAGAAAUGCCAUUCAUGUUGUGAAUGUGUGCACCGUUCUAGAGGAGUGUUUACACUUUCAAGAAGACCAACUUAAAGAGGAGUGUAUUAGUUUUAUUUCUCAGAAUACAAUUGCCGUGCUCAAUACAAGAUCCUUUAAAAACCUUCCGACGAACACCGUUAAACUACUUCUUAAAGACGAUGCACUGAACUGCAAGGAAGUCCAUAUUUAUUCUGCAUUGAAGGCGUGGGGUGUAUGUGCUUGCAAACGAAAGGGAAAGAAUAUUCCAACAGCUGAAAAUAUACGUGACGAAAUCGGUGAUCUGAUCAAGUUGAUUCGAUUUCCAACAAUGAGUGUGGAAGAUUUUUCUAAAUAUGUUGCGAAAGACUUAGUUUUAACACCAGAGGAAAAGCUGGCUACCUAUCAAGACAUUGUUCUUGGAGAAAAGAUAUCUGGAUAUCCAAACACACCUAGACAAGAACCUACGACUCUGUAUAGGGUUAUGAGAUUCCGUUCCAUAACAACUCGGAACAGGUCCAUAGAAGUGGAACGUAAUGGCAUUGGUUUUACCGUUUCAAGAACAUGUACACUUCACGGAGCGAUGCUUUUUCGCCCAGCUGCUCCAGGAAUGGUCACUGGCAAGUUUGUUUUGAAUAAUUUAAAUAAAAAGUUAGUUGAAUCAAAUUUCUCUAUUGAAUUUGAGAUAGGAAAGACCACGCUCGACCAUUUAUUCUCCCCAAUACGAUUAGAACCCGGGAUAGAGUACUGCGUUCGGCAUAAUAGUAUACUGACUGGCAAGUGUUUAAAAACAUACUGCGGAAAAGAUCCACAACCGACUAAUGCAGAUAAAGUUCAAAUACAGUUAAAAGAUGUCCGGUUCAGAGAGGGCAUAAACAAUACAACAGUGUCUUCUGGCCAGAUCUUAGGACUGUUGAUCGGAGUGAAAAGCUAAAUCAGGCUUUAAGUACUCCAAAUUGUAUUCCUUCGUGUUCAGAUAGAGUUGGGGUCCCUGAUCAUUGAAGUUCUUGGGAUUUAACUAUUUGUCGAUUUGUUUUUUUAUUCUUAUGUUUUCUCAAGUCUCAAGUGCAUAUAUUGAUAAUACUUACCAUCUACGUUUUUACUUUAUUCAGGAUUGUUGGAUAAGAGUUAGGUUGUGCACACAAAUUAGUUUAAACCCCCAGUAAAUUUACAUUUUACUGACCGUUUUAAGGCGGGAGCCAACAGUCCAUGAUUAACACCCCUAGUUGUAUAUAUAUUAUAUAUGUGGUGUGUUGUUUGUGAAAUUGUGUGUUGGUGUUCAAUGUUUUUGGUUUUUGAUUGUUUGUUGUUGUGUUCUAUGUCAUUGGCAUUGACCCUGUGCCAUUAAACGGGGUGUAUGUUAAAAUAUUCCACCACUGGACUUGCUUCUGUUAUUUUUCAUAUUAAUGUUGAUAUUAAAGUCACAUUGCGGUUUAAACCAUAGUGUUGAUUUGUUUUUCGGAAAACAACUUUUUUGGAACCUGCUUUUGGCUUUCCAGAAAAAAA